Molecule: messenger RNA, 930 nt
Organism: Filobasidium floriforme
Lineage: Eukaryota; Fungi; Basidiomycota; Tremellomycetes; Filobasidiales; Filobasidiaceae
Product: inorganic phosphate transporter pho88
Exons: 5
Coding region: 92-664 (190 amino acids)
Biological process (GO): protein targeting to ER
Cellular component (GO): endoplasmic reticulum; mitochondrion
Source: RefSeq, a predicted model, not a curated record
GCUAUUUCUCUUGCCUGCAUCACUCUAUUUAUCCCUUCAAAACUCAGUCGCAUAGAGCAAUAAUCAGGCCAAUUCUAUUGCCAGCCUCAAAAUGAACCCCGCCGUCACCAACCUCGUCUUCUCCCUAGGAGCCAUGCAGGUCGCCAAGCGUCUGCCCAUGGAGGAUAGCGAUUUCAUCCAAAAGCUCAGGGUCGGCUACGUCGCCGCUCAGGUCAUCUCGCUCGCCAUCUACUUUUACAUCCAGAUGCAGAUCAAGAAGAAGAACGACCUGACCACGCUCAAAUACGUCCAGCCCGCCAGCCCCAUGUCGCAAGAGGAGGGUGGACUCGUCACGACCACCGUCAGGGAUUACGACUUGCAGGAGACGAGCAAGGCUAUGAAGGGGUUGUUCACCGGAAUCGCCUUUAUGGGUUUCUUGCACGUGUACAUGAAGUACACUCAGCCCUUGUUCAUCCAGGCCAUCAUGACCAUCAAGGGUGUCCUCGAGUCUAAACCCGCCAAGCUUCACCUGUACGGUCAGAAGGCCGAGGGUGACCUCGCCCGUCCGUUCAAGUCGGCCCCGGGGAUGUUGGAGCAGUUCACCGGACAGUCGACCCAGGUCCAGACCGAUGCUGCCAGCAUCAAGUCUGCGGAGAAGCCUACGGGAGCCAAGAAGGACCUGUAGGGGGCUCCAGGCGUGGCGUGCGGACCAAAUGACGAGACGUUGAAGAGGGAAGAGAGGUGUUCGCUGGCUCGUGGGUGGAGACGAGGGUGGGGAAAGGAUACCGCCAAGCGAGCGGCAGAGGUGGCUUUUUUUUGCUACUUGUAUUUUCGAGAGACGUUAGACAUACCGUGGGACAUCUAUAGAUCAUCGAGGAGAGCGUCUUGUCCAGCUUGUCACCUUUGAUUGUGAAGUUCGAUGUGUAUGGUUGCAUCGGGCGAUCAGUCGUA